This is a messenger RNA of Sitodiplosis mosellana (orange wheat blossom midge), 9672 nucleotides long. RefSeq names its product mucin-5AC (gene Cda5). The record is from RefSeq and is a predicted model, not a curated record. Gene Ontology annotation, molecular function: chitin binding; hydrolase activity, acting on carbon-nitrogen (but not peptide) bonds. Gene Ontology annotation, biological process: carbohydrate metabolic process. NCBI's taxonomy places the organism in Eukaryota, Metazoa, Arthropoda, Insecta, Diptera, Cecidomyiidae. Gene Ontology annotation, cellular component: extracellular region. The transcript has 16 exons. The coding region runs from base 672 to 9404 and encodes 2910 amino acids.
GCGAUGUUGAGUCGAGGUGCUUUGCAUUCAGUCGAAGAAAAGUGCUCAACUGUAAAGCACUCACACCGAAUUCAGUGGCACCGUCUUGGACACAAAACAAACGAAACUAGAAAUAAAACGAAUAUACACACAGCAACAAGCAAUAUAGAAAUUGAAAUAGAUGAAUAUACGCAUAACAACAACAACAUCAACAACAAACAUGCAGCUACUAAAUAGGAAUGAGAAAAACAAAUGAGAGAAAAAAAACAUUGUCAACGGAUCUUAAACAUAGAUGAAAAAUAAGAAAAAAAUCGACAGUUUUGUUUUCUUGUCGUUUAAAUCAAGUGCACAAUACAAAAUUUUCAAAGAAAAAAAAUCAUCUGAUAUCACAGCAAAUUGGAGAGAAAAAAAUAAAGUGUUGAACAGAGAAAGAGAAACGUUUGAAAAUUCGAUUCAAUCUAGUGAAUCGAACAAGACUUGAAAGAGACAAAGGAAAAAAAAACCGAAAGAACUGAAGUUCAUGUAAACAAAACAAUAAGAAUUCAAGCGAAAAAGAAAGAAACAGUAAUAAAGUUUGAUAAAAAAAAAACUGUGAACUAACGAAAAAUUUUUAGCAACAACAUCGCUAGAAACGGCACAAAGAAGAUAGACGACACACAAGACAGUAGCACCGACGACAUAAAAAAGUGAAAAUGAGGCAACCAUUCGGAAUAUAUUUCAUACUUGGAUUAUUGCUAUGUAUUCAAUCAGAGCAUCUAACAGUGCAAGCACAGUCUAGGCGACCGUCAACAAUAGCACGAUCGUUGGGUGUGAAUCCAAAAGGGUCAGCGUCAUCAGACGCCUUUCAGUGUCCCGAAGAGUUCGGCUAUUAUCCGCAUCCGUCCGAUUGCUCACAGUAUUAUGUGUGCGUGUUUGGCGGAGCGUUGUUAGAGAGCUGCACGGGUGGAUUGAUGUAUAGUCAUGAGUUGCAAACGUGCGAUUGGCCACGGAACGUGGGUUGUGAAGCGUCCGAUGAGAAUGUAUCGUCAAAUGGCUCGGGACGAGAAUUGAAUGGGCGACAACAACAGCAGCAACAGCAACAACAGCAUGACGCUUAUCAAGUAGUGCCAAAUAAAUUCCGAUUUUCGUCGGUAUCGUCGACACCGCAAACCGAUCGAUAUCCGGAUUCAAUACCAGUACGCCAUUCAUCUGUGUCACCGGUUACUCAACAAACUUUAGCACCUCUAUCGAAUACGCUACCACCACAGCCGUUCGUGCAACCAAAUCCAGUGAUCACAUCACGAGGUCAACCAAAACCAUUGGACAAUCUCGAUAUCGCCAAGUUGUACGAAGCGCAUGACACAUUGCCACCGAUCGAGGAAGAAGAGUCGGAUCGCCAGCAGAGAGUGUAUCGUGGACAACCGAGCACCGUUGGCCAGGUACAACGUGAUCGCGACGGCUUAAUCACGCAACAUGUCAAUGCAUUGCCGAGCCACGGUAAAGUCGGUUCAUUUUCAUUCGGUUCGCAAAUCAAUCAACACAGUGACAUACCGGACGUGGUUUCUAUUGACAUAACUGACAACAAAAUUGAAACACAAACUGCAAAGCACUUAGACCGUAAAAAACGUGACGUUGACGAAAGCGAAGACAUAGCAACGACUGAAACGCGACGACGCGCCGACAACGGCAACAACAACGACGACUACGUCGACGGCGACGUUGACGAUGAUCACACAUCAUCGAAUGGUAAUGAAUCACACGACGAUGAACAUGAUGAAACUGCAACAACACCGAUUGAGACAGGCAAACGAACAGUGCGCCAAUUGAGGCCACCGCCACCAAUUGGACCUUGGCAAUUUUCUGUCGAUAAUUUUAAUUUGCCAAACGAACCACGAUUGCAUUCUACCUCAAGAGCUCAUCCACAAGCUGGUCACUUCCAAAGAGACACGGAACUCAGUAGUGUAAAUUACAAUACAUUUUUAACGCCGCCAGGCAGUGCACGAUCCAAUGACUUUUACAAAAAUGAAAAUCCAUACUAUCAGUUGCCAUCGUUCAAGCAAACCGAAUACAAUCCAUACGGCAAUCCGUAUGGAAACUUUAAAAAUUCCGCACCAAAUGCAGUCACCGAAUUCAAUUCACCAAAACCAUACACCAUUCACACGACAUUCGAUGUUGGUGAUGCACAGCAAACCCAUUUUAAGCCAUCAAAACUUGUGUCACAAGCACCUUUCUAUCCACUUGUUCCGAAUGGCGGUGGCGCACCGAAACCGGUACAAAAAGGCAUACCAAAUUCGGCAAUUUCAAGUUCAGCAACCGGUGAUCCUGUUGACAGUCUACCGGAAAACUUUUCCUACUAUCACAUGGCAAAUGGUGUACAAAUUAAACAGGAAUUCAAUCGUCAUCCAUCGCAAUCGAAUCAACAGAAUCUGAAAAUUCAACAAGUCCGACAACCACAAGCUCCACUCUACUAUUUAGACAAACCGGCGAAAAUUUUAAGUGCUUCAACGCCAAAAACACAUUAUGUGCAUAUUAGCACUGUUGGUGGAUUUCUCAACAAUAAUCCGACUGCAUUCGCAACCAUCAAUCACAAUAAGAAACCGAAAUUACGGCCAAACACCGUCGACAAAUACAAUGACUACACACAUCGACCCGUUUACCGCGAACCAGCCGCUGUGCAUGAGAACAAUCAAAACAAUAACAUUUACGGUGGCAAUGCUUAUAAUGUACAGGAAAAUACGGACGUUUCAACAUACUACAAUCCAUUGGUUUCACAAAGACCGAACAUUGUAACACCCGUGGCGGUAUCCACGGUGAAACCAGUGUUUAAUAAUGAAUUGCCAUUUUCGAAUUUCGAACAAAAAUCACAAAAACCACUUUACUCGUUUGAAGUGACAACGGACGAACUCAAGCCAACGGAAAAGAAUAACGGUUUUUAUAUUACACAAACGUUGAAAGAUGCAAAUGUUGAGAAGUUCACGCGGCCAUCGAUUAAGCUGCAAUCGCAAGAUCAAAAGAAUUAUGAGCCACCAAAGAGCUAUGAGGUGAUUAAAAACUAUGAUGCACCAAAGAAUUACGAUGAUCCAGUUAUAAUUGGAGGUGCAAAGAAGCGGCCACCGAUUGUGGGCCCACAAGUUGGAGUUAAUUUUGAUUUCAAUAAAUUUGUGUAUAACAUUCGUGAAUCGCAGCAUUUGCCCAAGCCAACACCAAAAUACAAUGCAAUCGCUCGGCCAAUUGAACCCGAUACCGUUUUGAUUAGACCGCAAAAUAAACCAGUGCCUAAAAAGAUUCAAACGACUACUGCCAUUCCAGACGAUUAUUACUACGAUGUGGACGAAGAACCAUUGACGACCACAGCCAAGAAAACAGUGCCACCAACUACAACCCUUAAACAUACUAAAGAGCCAGCAAUUACAACACAUAAACAUACGACAUCAACUCUAGCUGAGUACACAACCAAACCAGUGAAAACGAACUAUAUCAAUGGUUUCUCGUCACCGCACAGCAUUAGCACACCGCAAACAUUUGAAACGUCAUUCAAAGGAAAAGAUCCAAAGGUUGAAGAGGAUUAUUACGAGUACGAAGAUGAAGAUUAUAGCGGUGACAUAAAAUUACCACCGCAAAAUGUGUCAAAGUUCAUGCCGAUGUCAGAAACGGCAGCACCACGCCCAUACUCAACCACCGUAAAAUCGCUAACAAUUUUAACACAAAGACCACUAACAACGCCACCGCCAACAAUAACAACAACAACAACGAAAAAGCACAGCACAACAACCUUCGAUCGAUCGCAUUAUACAAAGAGCAGCACCGAAACAACAUCACCAAUUCCAGCGAUCAUCACAUUCCCAGAAGAUGUUUUCCAAGGUGUACGACACAACGAACAUCGUACCGAUAUUCCGCGCUAUUUAAAUCAAUCCACAUUGAGGCCGUACACGUUGCGUACACGCAAUAAACCAACCAAUCUAUCUGGACCGGUGAAAACAUCAAAAGCACCAAAAACACGCAUUAAAACGACUAUCAAAACGACCUCAUCCAGCAAAUUGACAACACUCACAAGUGAACCGACAACAACGACAACGCUGACAACCAGCACGCCCAAGACAAAGACAUUCACUAUUCGAGCCAAACAUAACAAUUACAAUACGGGCAAAGGACAACAACAACAACACCAAUCGCAAUCACAAUCACAAUCGCAAUCGACUAAUUCAAAUCGCUGGAAACAAGAAAAUAAAGCGCAAAAAGCACAACGCACAAAUGCACUGAAAAAGAACUUAUGGGAACUUGACGAACGCCUACCAAACAGAGUUGAAUCGUCUUCGCAAUUACCAUCGGCCCCAGAAAGUAAUCGAAACUAUUACAAUGCAACAAGCAAUCAAGAGUACAAUAACCCAACGCAAUACAAUUCGUAUUUCUCCGUGUAUGAUGAUGAGGCUGAAGACACUGGCGAUCUUUACAGAGACGAUUACCCAGCACAAUACAAUAAUAACCGGAAUCCAUCGCAACCGAAAUACGUGCAAACGACCUAUCGGCCAAGCACAACUCUGACCACUCAAACGCAAUCAACAUCGACUAAGAGUAUUCCACCGCCGCACCAGCCACAGCAAACAUACAUUUCCAAUUCGAAGCCCAAUUAUGACCAAGCACCAGCACAUGAAGCAUAUAAUCCAGAAUACGAUGAAGCACUUGUGGCACAGCUUGAAGCAGAUAAUGAAUAUGAUCAACCCACGAAGACACAAGUUCGAUCAAGUGAUGUCACCAAAAAUCGGACGUCGUCAUCCGAAUCAAUAAAAUUUACAUUAGGAACACGCGCGGGUUAUCCCUUCUCAAAUACUCAAUCACAAAACCACCACCAAUACAACCAACAACAACAAUACAAUCACCAAAUACCUCGUUAUCCUAGCUCUAGUCCAAAUCCAACAAUCCUAUCCCAAACAAAUGCCCCAACCAAACCAAGAAAUAACAACUACAAUCGUGACGCAAACAAACUAAAAUUAGACCCAGACCAUUCACAAACGUAUACACUAACGACUGGUUUUCGGUACAAUAACAAUAACAACAAUAACUUUGACAAAACUAGCAAUGCAAAUCGAACGUAUAGAAUAGAACAACAACACCAAAAACAUCAACAACAACAACAACAACAACAACAAAAAUCGCAUAGCGAACCAAUUGACACGACCAAAUCAUAUCGACAACAAUCGGUUGCAAUCACAAAGCCAUCGGUGUCGUCAACCACAGACACUAACUAUAACGAACAUAUUCGUGAUGAGUCUGACCAAGAACAACGUAAAAAGUAUUUAGAUUUCAUUGUGUCCGAUAAACAGCCGCAAAGUUUUCAAGCACCGAGUAAAACGCGUGUCACCAGCACCAAACCAUUAUCUCCAUCCGAAAAAGAAUUAGUCAAUGCCUUUGUAAAUAGCCAAUCGUCAUUAUUCAUUCAAUCCACUCCAAAGUCUCAUGUUAUUACCACAUUACCAAAUAAGCAAACCGAAUCGCAGCCAAUAUCUGCCAUUCACAUACCAUCAUCACGUCUACCAUCAAACGAUACCUAUCGUUUUUCCCUUACAACUGGCCUAUCAAAUGGAAAACGUAAUCAAAAUCGAAACCCCACCGAAACCGAUGAUGAUCGCGAUUCUGAACAUUCCACCGAUAACUAUCAGCAUGCAAGUCAUGCUGAAUCGGAAAAUAUUCCAUUGUACGUGAGAAAACCACAAACAACGAAUUCGAUUGAAUCAACGUUCAAUUCCAUUCAUCCCACCGUCAAUUCGAUACAUCAUCAUUCAACCAGCAACUCAAUCACUCCAUUGAAACAUGAAAUUAUCGUUCCUACAACCUAUUCGCCGUUGCGAAAUUGGAAAAUACAGUACUUGAAAAAACCCACUUUGCCUGGAUCAGAGGUGUUCAAUACAGUCGUCGAUACUGUUGCCCCAGAUGACAUGAAGAAACUUAUUUUUGGCCAACCGAUCAAUCGAACCAAAUCAGAACCAAAUCCAUCGGCUGCACCGUCAAUACAUAGAGAUGUUGUGGCGCCAAAAUCGAAGACCGUCUCCAAGUUUUCAUUCACUUUCGAUGGCGACAAGGAUUAUGAACGGCCGUCAAAAACACAAAGUCGCCAGCCAACCAAAUUUCCAUCGCUUGAGUUCCGUGAACGAUUGAAUCGAACAUUCGAUACAACAACAUCCAAACCACUCAUAUCACCCUAUGCCAGCUUGCAAACCAUUUUAGAAGACAUCAAACCAACACAGUAUCGCCCUUCGCUUGGAUCAUACAGCAUUACCAUUGGAAAGAAUAACAUUCAAUCCAACCCAACGCCAAGCACCACCACAACAACAACGACGACGACAAGAGCACCACCAGCACCCACAUCAAGCAGCUUCUUCAAAAGCUAUUUUAUUAUUACAGCGCCACCAAAGAAUACAACACAAAAGAAUUAUGUUUCAUCAACACAAAGCACACCCGCUUCAUACACACCAUUCUCAUCGUCACCGUCGUCAAGUACAACACCUAUCUCAAUCACAACAAAUUACCCAACAGUUUCAUCAACGGAACGACCAUUUGAAUGGACGCCAAUUGCAUCGUCUGUUUUCCCAAAUCAACUUGUUAAUAAUAUUCAGAUUUUACCAUCGGAUGAACGAUUCAGGCCAAUGAGACCGUCCAUCGGACAAAUCGAUAUUACAACGGAGAAACCAAUCAUUUCAAUCACAACAUCCUUCCCACAAAAGUCAAACUAUGAUAAUUAUCUACAGCAUUCGAGCAUUCCAAAUUCAGUGGUCAAUGAGAAUUUCCCACCGUAUCAAACAACAACACCGAUUUCAAUUACAACAUCUACGCCACAGUUUUCAGUAUUCCCAAACCAAAUAGAUUCACAAGCGCCGCAUGGACUUGCGUCACCAUCUGGAUUCUCGCCGAUUCCAUCGUUCCCACAGCAAGGAAGAGACCAUUACCGAAAGGUCGUACGAAUGCGAUCGAAAAAGAAGCUAAACAAUUCGGCCGGUGGACUGACGCCGGUCAUUUUGAACCCAAAUGUUCAGGAAUUCACCGAAGAUGAUCCAGAUUUGGAUCAAAUGAGAAAUAACAAUUUCAUGAAGGCUGUGGAAAAUGUGCUGUCCACCGAACAAAAGGUAGAACAAUCGACAAAGGGCUAUCGAAAACCGAGCAAGAGACCAACGACAAGAAUACCAAAUAUACACGUUUCAGCAAAUGAAGGGCUUCGACCGUCAAGCGGAAAGAAUGUUCAAUUUAUGGUAGAAGAUGAUGGAAAACUCGUGAAAUACACCGUGAUGAAUGACAAUGUUGCGCCGACGAAAUUCUUCUCCAACUAUCGCCACGUGAAAGAUGAAGAAGAACAGGAGAGCAUAAUUCAUCAUAGUUUGGGUGAUUAUAUCAAAGAUAGCCCGAAAUAUUCAAUUGUUAAAGAUGACGAAGAGCAAGAAUCAAAACAACAUGCCACACUCGAGGAUUAUGUAAAAGAUGGAGCAAACCAAGCCGAUGACAUACCUGGAAGUACGGAUGAAAUUUUGAGUAUAAUGACCGAUACAGAGGAACCAAUACCAUCGUCAACUGAAUUGCAUCCGGAUGAACGCGAAAAAUUCCGUGCAACCGUUGAAAUGCCCGAAUUUAAUGUACCCACUGAAUCGGAGAUCAAAUCUCGGCUCAAGCAGCUCGAGAGUGAAGCUGAAAAAGAUGUCGAAUCCGAAUAUCAGUACGAAACCACAACGAAAGCGGUGGCAACACGCAAAUACUCCACCGAUUUAGAUUUAACAAAUGAGACACACGAACGUAAUCAAAUUGACUAUGAACCGCCAACGACACAUAUCCGUGACUUGACUUAUGUACCGUUGACCGUGUUUGACCCAAUGACAAGUACAACCAUUCGAACAAAUAACGAUGGUAUAACGACCUCGACACAAACGCGUUUGACAACUAGCACCACACAAAAAUCCUAUAGUUCAACAAAUUCCGUACAAACGCUCCCGUCGCGCGCAUCACGAGUCAAUCCAGCGAUCAAAACAACGAUUGCGGGCACACCAACACGCCGAAUGAAUCCGCACACCACACCGGCUAUCCGUUUCCAUCAACAUACCACUCCGAUAGUCAAAUGUAUCGAUGCCAAGUGCAACGAAAUACCGUCGAGAACAAAUAACCGAAAUCGCGGUAGCUCACACUACACAUCUGGCGGAUAUGACGAUCGCACUCCUUCUGGUCCAACCUCUAAUCGCGGCACACAUCCACCUCGUAUACGUCCAACAUUGAAACCAUCUGGAUCAAUUGUUUCCAAAGCAACUGAAUUUGUUGACAUUUACCGCAAUCCACCAACACGCCCAGAACCAUUGUAUCCACAACCAAUUCCAGAUAAAACGGCUGCUAAAUGUCGCAAAGAUGUUUGCUUGUUGCCCGAUUGCUACUGCGGCGGUAGAGACAUUCCAGGCGAUAUGCCUGUUGAAGAUGUCCCACAAAUCGUUUUAUUGACAUUUGACGAUUCGGUGAAUGAUUUGAAUAAGCAAUUGUAUUCGGAUCUGUUUGGUAAGGGACGCGUCAAUCCAAACGGAUGCCCCAUUUCAGCCACAUUCUACGUUUCACACGAAUGGACCGACUACUCACAAGUGCAAAACUUGUACUCCGACGGACACGAAAUGGCAUCACACACUGUAUCGCAUAGCUUCGGAGAGCAGUUCUCGCAAAAGAAAUGGACAAGAGAAGUGGCUGGUCAACGUGAAAUUUUGGCCGCUUACGGUGGCGUUAAAUUAAACGAUGUUAGAGGCAUGCGAGCACCAUUCUUAUCGAUCGGUGGAAAUAAAAUGUUCAAAAUGCUGUACGACUCGAACUUCACCUAUGACUCAUCGAUGCCGGUCUAUGAAAAUCGACCACCUAGCUGGCCAUACACAUUGGAUUAUAAGAUUUUCCACGAUUGCAUGAUUCCACCUUGUCCCACCAAGAGUUAUCCAGGUGUCUGGCAAGUGCCGAUGGUGAUGUGGCAAGAUUUGAACGGUGGUCGUUGCUCAAUGGGAGACGCCUGCUCGAAUCCACCAGACUCCGAUGGAGUUGUUAAAAUGAUUAUGAAGAAUUUUGAACGACAUUACACAACCAACAGAGCUCCAUUCGGUCUCUUCUACCAUGCCGCCUGGUUCACACAACCGCAUCACAAAGAAGGAUUCAUCAAAUUCUUGGACACAAUAAAUGCGAUGAAUGACGUUUGGAUUGUAACCAAUUGGCAGGCAUUGCAAUGGGUGCGCGAUCCAACGCCACUCUCACGCAUGAACUCCUUUCAACCAUUCCAGUGUAACUAUCAGGAUCGACCAAAACGCUGUAACAAUCCAAAAGUGUGUAAUUUGUGGCAUAAGUCUGGCGUGCGAUACAUGCGAACGUGUCAACCGUGCCCAGAGAUCUAUCCAUGGACGGGCAAAAGUGGCAUUCGAUCAUCACGCGUUGACAAUGACAUCGACGAAUAGACACCGUCCAUUUUCAUUUAGACUGCCGUACACAUUAAUUUAAAUUAUUUUUUAAUUGAAUUCAAGAUCUUUGUUGAGUUCGGAGUUCGAAUAGCCACAAAAAUACACACGCAGAGAGACAACAAAGUCCCAUAGAUCAUUGUCAUUCGCAUUAGAAUUUAUGUAGUGGAGGCGAUGAGAAAUUUUAAUUUUUUGAAGUAAAUAUUGGAACAGUAAGGAACAAGCAAAAAAAUAAAAACAGAAACGACACACAAAUCGAAUACUCAAA